UAUCGAUAAGUUCUUAGCCGAGCAGCGCCAAGAAAGUACAAUAAAGCAAUUUAAGAGCAAAUACUUAAGUGAAUUUGGGAAUAAAUUGCUAAUAAUCAAUUCCAAAUAUGAGUCUCACAAAACACUUUCGAUGUUUGUUUCAUGUGACGACGCUUCGCAGCGCUAUAAAACGCACACAUCCUUCGGCAGAUCGAAAUUCUCAACCCAUAUCGGAGGCCUUGCUGCAGCAGGUUGAUAAGAGUACACCGAAUCUACGAUUACUGGAGAUCGCGUCCGGUUCGGGUCAGCAUGCCGGCUUUUUGGCCCCCCUCCUACCGAACAUCAGUUUUCAAACAACGGAAUAUGAGCGCAGAGAUUUCAGUUCGAUUAAGGCAUAUGCCGCCGACUGUGCAACUGGUAAUAUCUGCCCACCACUCUUUGUGGACAUUUCGCAGGAGCUGCAGCAAUGGGAGGAAGGGACGAGGGCGCAGCUAAAGCCCGCCAGCUAUGACUAUAUGUUGAACUGCAAUAUGAUGCACAUUACGCCAUGGAACUGUUCGGAGGGACUAUUUCGUGCUGCUGGCCAGCUGCUGAAACCGGGCGGCAAACUCUUCACCUAUGGACCCUAUGCCCAGGACGGCCUAUUGACACCCCAAAGCAAUGUCGACUUCGAUGCGAGCUUGAGGAGUCGCAAUAGUGAGUGGGGCAUACGGGAUAUCAGGGAUCUGAAGCAGUUGGCCGAUUUGAAUGGCUUGCGGCUGGAACGAGUCACCGAUAUGCCGUCCAACAACAAGUUCUUGACCUGGCUAAAGCUGUAAGCGAAAGCCAUUGCAGCGUGAAUUGUAUAAAUCGCAGGAGAGUAGGAGUAUUCUCUACAUAUACGGCGCUCGCUUUUUCCCUGAUAUUUUGUAAUGUUUGGCGGUUAUUCCCAUUGAUCCCACACAAAUCAACGCGUCUUAGUGGAAAAUCUGUAACAAAGAGAUAAAAGAGGAUUUAACGCAUGCACUUCGUAAUCUUUCUAUAAGGAAGUGCAUUACAAUCUGGAUAUAUGUAAUUUUAGAGGAACUAGCGGAAAUGGAAACCAGAAGUUGAGAUAGCUGAACAAUCUGAUGAAUCACCGUUAUAAUUUUGCAAUAUCUCAAAAGGUAUUUAUGUAAAUUUAACGUAUUCUAUAUCGUACUAUAGAGUACAGCCUAUAAGCCCUUGUUGUUGAUUAUAUCCUGAUUAUAUUGACUGGUACUUUAGUAAUAGAGUUUGUCUCCAUAUCAAAUAUAUUUGUAUAAACUGUACAUAUUCUAUAUUAUA
Molecule: messenger RNA, 1284 nt
Organism: Drosophila mojavensis
Lineage: Eukaryota; Metazoa; Arthropoda; Insecta; Diptera; Drosophilidae
Product: UPF0585 protein CG18661
Exons: 2
Coding region: 108-797 (229 amino acids)
Source: RefSeq, a predicted model, not a curated record